UACAGUUGUUUAAUGUUGAUCCAAUAUACUAUACUUUUGAUAUUAAGGUUUUAUAGUUUUUAAAAAAUACGAUGACAUCGCAAACAUAUUUUAAAACAGACCGUUGUAAAGUCUGGAAACAUUUUGGCAAAAAUGAGGAACAAGUUAAUGCAGAAGUAAAUAUUAUAAAACAAUGGUUUCAAACUCAGAAGCAUUUUCCGGAAACUCCAAAUGAUGUUAUGAUCCAAUAUUACCUCACGAUAUGUCACUUCAGUAUAGAAAGAACGAAACAAUGUUUGGAUAUGUAUUACUCCAUUAGAACACUUUUCCCAGAAUAUUUCAAACUAAUAAAUCCUUCGUCGCACCACAUGACUGCAACUUAUAAGACAGUUACCAUAUGCCCACUACCGUCUCUAACAGAAAAUCUUGAACGAAUAUUCUUCGUAAAAUUUCAUGACCAGAAUUCUGAAAUGUUUAAUAUGAAUAAAAUAAUAGCGGCAGCAUGUGUUCUUCCACACGAAGUUCGAUUAUUUGAGGAUCUGUCGGUGAAGGUCAAAGUUGUUGUCGAUUUGAUAGAUAUAAAACUUGGUUAUAUGCCUAAAUUAACACCAAAAGAUUUUCGAAAUAUGGGAUUCCUACUUGAGGAGCUGUGGAAUAGGCAACUUAAGGAAAUUCACUGUUUCAAUAUGCCCAAAUAUGCUGAGAAAUUAAUUUAUCUCUCCAGAGCAUUUUUAAACAAGGAGUUACGUGAAAAAAUUUUUGUACACAAUUCCUUAGAAGACCUUUACAAAGUUAUUCCAAAGGAAAUAUUGCCAAAAAAUUAUGGAGGUGAAGAAAAAGAAUUGGAAGAACUCAACAAUGAAUGGUUAAAUAAACUUAAAGAAUAUGGAGACCGAUUUGAAAAACUUGAAUAUCUUAGAAUUGAUAAUUCACUUAGAAUACCGUAUGGCCUUAAUUGUGAUAUACUGGGAUAUUAUGGAAAUUACAUGAAAACAGAUGGCAACUAAAACUAUUUUCAGAUUUCUUUGAUUAAAAAGAAAUAUUAUUAUGUAUAUAAGUUAUUGGUGUAUCUAUAUAUAAGAUAUUAUUUUUUAGUAAAUUA
Messenger RNA from Diabrotica virgifera virgifera (western corn rootworm), 1081 nucleotides. RefSeq lists its product as uncharacterized. Gene Ontology annotation, molecular function: phosphatidylinositol bisphosphate binding. The transcript is spliced from 6 exons. Lineage: Eukaryota; Metazoa; Arthropoda; Insecta; Coleoptera; Chrysomelidae. The record is from RefSeq and is a predicted model, not a curated record. The coding region runs from base 72 to 986 and encodes 304 amino acids. Gene Ontology annotation, cellular component: membrane.